Molecule: messenger RNA, 1737 nt
Organism: Capronia coronata CBS 617.96
Lineage: Eukaryota; Fungi; Ascomycota; Eurotiomycetes; Chaetothyriales; Herpotrichiellaceae
Exons: 3
Coding region: 1-1737 (578 amino acids)
Biological process (GO): transmembrane transport
Molecular function (GO): transmembrane transporter activity
Source: RefSeq, a predicted model, not a curated record
AUGGCUGCCGACAAAGACCCCAAAGGCACUUCGCCUACUGGUACAAAUCAGACAUCCCACGAAGUCGCUGCGACCACCACCGCGACUGGGCAGACGCUGGAUGAGAAAGCUGCUACGAGUCCUGUGGCGACAAGUACUGAGAAGACACCCAACGUCAGCUCAGCCUCGUUGCCUCCCUCCAUCUCUAGUGGCGAAGGAGAGAAGCCUCAUCCUACCGCCAUGACCGUCGAUCUCGACCGUAUCGGUGAGACCGAGGGAUAUCUCCUCGACGAGGCCGCCCUCAGGAAGCAAUAUGGCAUCGCCGACGAUGUACCUCUCAAGAAGACCAAGGAUGGCGUCGUCCUGAUCCCCCAGCCCAGCGAUGACCCGGAUGACCCAUUGAAUUGGCCAGCCUGGAAGAAAGGCUGCAUCUUGCUCGUCCUCGCCGUGAAUGCUUGCACUGCCGAUUACUCGGCGGCCACGGGCGCCAGCGCGCUCAUUCCCCAGGCCCAAGGAUGGCACAUUUCCCCAGACGAGGUUAAUCAUGCGACCGCUGGCAACACAUUCAUGCUAGGCGUAGGGGGCCUGCUAACCGUCUGGCUGAGCGCCUAUUUUGGACGUCUUCCCGUGCUCUUUUGGUUUGGCUGUGCUUCGGCUGGAACGGCUGCUUGGGCGGCCGCAGCCCAAACCUUCCAAUCCUACAUGGCCUCCCGAAUCUUGAAUGGCCUGUUUUGCGUCGCAGCAGCCGGUGGUGGCUUGAUGUGGAUCAAGGAUGUGUUCUUCUGGCAUUCCCAUGCGCAGAAGAUCAACAUGUGGUCGACGGCUAUCAUCCUGUCACCCUUCCUCGGCCCGCAGUUCAUGGCAGCCAUCAUCAGCGUUGACUCUUGGAGGACCGGCAUGUGGCUCAACUUUGGCAUCAUUGCCCUGGGCUUGCUCCUCACCACGACACUGGGCGAUGAACCCUUCUAUCCCCGCCACCUGAUGCCCGACCGGAGACCCAAGCGCAAGUCCCGCAUUCUUCGACUCGUUGGCAUUGAACAGUACAGGACCAAGUACACCACCAACAGCUUUUGGGGCGCAGGGCGUCGCUUGGCGUAUACCAUCACGAAGCUGCCGGUCUUCCUGACCUGUUUGUUCUACUUCUUUGACUUCCCUUGGACCAUUGGAAACAACACCACCAUAUCUGUCUUCAUCAUCCCGGCGUACAACUUUAGCUACCGCAAUCUGGCCGCCAUCUACACGGCACCCGUCGUUGGCGCUAUCCUCGGGCUUAUCCUCGGCCACUUCAUGUUCGAUUACAUUGGGAAGUGCUGGGCGAAGGGCCACAACGGACGUUUUGAUCCUGAAAACAGGUUGAUCUUGGUGUGGUUGGUCCUACCGGUCAAGGUGGUCGGUUACAACCUUAUCGGCGCGACAUUACACCAUGCUCCAGCAUGGUCGUGGUGGGUUCUUGCGGUCGGCUGGAGCAUGCACAACGUUGCCACCAUUGUGACGACCACGGCAGUCAGCGCGUACCUCCUUGAUGCGUACCCGGAAGCCAGUGGUGAGUGCGCUGCGUGGCUCAACUUCUCCCGCACAUUGGGAGGCUUCAUCGUCGGUUAUAUCCAGAUCAACUGGGCCAGCAAAGCCGGUACUCAGACCGAGUACGGUAUUCAGAGCGGCAUCAUGGCCGCAGCUUUCCUAGUGAUCGUGUUCUUGCAGUUCUUCGGCCCAGCACUGAGACAAGCACAAGGUCCACUCAAGUUCAAGACGCAUUAG